AUGCCAGUCUCAGAGCUUGCGCUUGUUUGUUAUCAUAGUGAUAAUGAUGAUCCCGAUUUCGAAGUUCCAGAGAGUAAUGUCGAUGGUGAAGGUGAUGAUGGGGAUAGUGAAGGAGGCGACGAUAGUGACAAUGAGAGUGUGAAUGAGGGAGAAAAUGAAGUAGACGACAAUGGUGCGAAUGAGGGAGACAACGACAAUGAGAGUGCAAAUGAGAGAGACAACGACAAUGAGAGUGCAAAUGAGGGAGACGACGAACUAGAUAAUGAAGGAGACGAAGAUAGACACGAAGAUGCCGACGGUAAUGAAUCUGAAGAUGAACCUGAUGAAGACAGAGAUGAAAGGUAUGACUUCGAGGUAGAAGAAGCUGUAGCAAAUUGGUUUGAUGAGGGUAAGAUUCGUCGCGAUUCGAUCCCAGAUACUUCUGAUGAGGAUGAGGAUCCUGUGAUUACUAGAGAUCAUAAAAUUAGAUUGGGAACAGAUGAUAGGUUCGGUAUUGGGAGAACAUUUUUCAGUAGUUUUGAGUUGAAAGAGGCAGUGUUACAUUAUGCAUUGAAGAAUAGAGCAAAUCUUAGACAAAGUAGGUGGGAGAAGGAUAAAAUUGAGUUUAGAUGUGCUGGAAAGAAGAAGAAUGGGAACUGUUGCUGGAAACUCUACUGCUCAUACGAUAAUGAUAAGCAACUGUGGUUGCUUAAAAAGCCAGUGAUUGCAAGGUUGCUUAUGGACAAAUUGAGGAUGAAUCCUAAUUUCAUGCCUCUUGACAUCCAAAGGCAUAUCAAGGAGCAAUGGAAAAUAUCAAGUACUAUUGGACAAUGUCAGACCGGAAGACUUCAAGCUAUCAAGUGGUUGAAAAAUGAAUAUGAACAACAAUUUGCUCACCUCAGAGGAUAUGUUGCUGAAAUUAUAAGAUCAAACAUGGGUUCAACUGCCAUUGUUGACACCAUUACUGAUGGUAGUGGGAAUCACGUGUUCAACCGGAUUUAUGUGUGUAUGGGAGCAAUGAAGAAUGCAUUUUACUUUUGUAGGCCACUCAUAGGGAUAGAUGGAACAUUUUUGAAGCAUGAUGUUAAAGGAUGCCUUUUCACUGCCAUUGCUCAUGAUGCAAACAACCAGAUUUCUCCAGUAGCUUGGGCAACAGUUCAAACAGAAAAUGCAGACAAUUGGGAAUGGUUUUUGAAUCUGCUAAAGGUUGACUUGAAACUAAAAGAUGGCAGUGAUUAUGUUGUUAUAUCAGAUCGAUGCAAGGGACUGAUGAGUGCAAUUAAAAGUGUGUUGCCAAAUGCUGAACACAGACCUUGUGUGAAGCAUAUAGUUGAAAACUUGAAAAAGAGACAUGCAAAUAAAGACUUAUUGAAGAAGAUGGUAUGGAACUUAGCUUGGAGUUACAACUUUGAAGCAUAUCGAACUAACCUUGCCAAAAUGAGAGCUUAUAGUAUGUCUUUGUAUGAAGAUGUCAUGAAGGAGGAACCAAAGACUUGGUGUAGAGCAUUUUUUAGGCCGGGCAGUUUUUGUGAGGAUGUGGACAACAAUGCCACUGAGUCAUUUAACGCAACAAUUGUCAAAGCUAGAGCAAAGUCAUUGGUUCCUAUGUUGGAAACAAUAAGAAGACAAGCGAUGGCAAGGAUAAGUAAGAGAAAGAAAAAAAUUGGCAGAUGGGAGAAAAACAUAUCUAAGUAUGUUUCAGAGAUUUUGGCAGAGGAGGAAGAAGAUGCAUUGAGAUGUGAAGUUACGAAAGGAACGCAUGGCAAGUUUGAGGUUUGGGUAGAUGGGAAUUCUAACUCUGUUAAUUUAACUACUGAAAUGUGGGAUUGCUCAUGCUACAAGUGGCAGGUCACAGGGAUUCCAUGUGAACAUGCCUAUGCGGCAGUCAUGGACGUCGAUAAGAAUGUUGAAGAUUUUGUAGUUCCAAUGUUUGGUACUCAAGCAUGGAAAGAACAAUAUGAAACAGGGCCUAACCCAGUUAGAGGGCAAACUUACUGGAUGACCAAUGAUUAUGUCUUAAUCACCGCACCUCCAGAACCAGUUUUACCUGGGAGAAAGAAAGAGCAGAAGAAGAAAUUCAAUCGCAUCAAGAGUCCACUCGAAUCACCAAAGAAAAAGAAGGGGAAAACGGGACCAAAAAUACUCAAACUAGGAAGGCAAGGAAGAGUAAUGCAUUGCAAAUCAUGUGGUCAAGCAGGUCAUAAUGCAGCUGGAUGCAAGACAUUGAAAUCGGGAUUGAUUCUAUGA
Messenger RNA from Camelina sativa (false flax), 2226 nucleotides. Lineage: Eukaryota; Viridiplantae; Streptophyta; Magnoliopsida; Brassicales; Brassicaceae. The record is from RefSeq and is a predicted model, not a curated record.